AACAGUCGCUCCGUGAUUGGUUAGGUAAAACCCAUUUAUUCCAUGACAGCCUCCGUCACAUGAAUGGUUGUCUAUUAACUUGUUCAAAAAGUAUCUGGAGUUGUCAAGGCUCCUACGAAGAGGGAGAACUAGCCCGUUGAUUCUUAGAGACCCAGAGAUAAGUUCCUGGAGCAAUAGAGGACCCACCUGCUGAAGAGAAAAAGUUUUGAAAGCAAGGAAAUAACGACGAACGGCCUCUGGCUUGGAGUUUUGUUCUCUUUGGUGAAGCAAGUGACAAACAACCAGUCGAAAUGUAUAGCAUGAUGGAAACCGAACUGAAACCUCCCGCACAGACAACUUCUGUGGUCACGGGGAAUUCUAAUACUUCUGGAAACAACCAGAAAAACAGUCCGGAUCGAGUCAAGAGACCGAUGAACGCGUUCAUGGUUUGGUCGAGAGGGCAACGUAGAAAAAUGGCACAAGAGAACCCAAAAAUGCACAAUUCCGAAAUUAGCAAACGACUCGGGGCAGAAUGGAAACUUCUGUCCGAAAGCGAGAAACGACCUUUCAUCGACGAAGCGAAGCGUCUCCGCGCUCUUCACAUGAAGGAACAUCCGGAUUACAAAUACAGACCCCGGCGAAAAACCAAAACGCUGAUGAAAAAGGACAAGUACACCCUGCCAGGUGGGCUUCUUGCGCCGGGCAGUAAUGCUCUGGGCGCCGGGGUGGGGGCUGGUUUGGGUGCGGGAGUAAAUCAGAGAAUGGACAGUUAUGCACACAUGAAUGGUUGGACCAACGGAGGCUAUGGUAUGAUGCAGGAACAGCUCGGCUACUCGCAACACCCUGGUUUAAAUGCUCACAACACGGCACAGAUGCAGAGCAUGCACCGCUACGACAUGAGCGCUCUUCAGUACACUUCUAUGACUAAUUCCCAGACCUACAUGAAUGGAUCCCCCACAUACAGCAUGUCAUACUCUCAGCAAAACACUCCAGGUAUGACUCUUGGUUCUAUGAGUUCGGUGGUAAAAUCGGAAUCCAGUUCAAGUCCACCCGUAGUCACUUCCUCGGUUCAUUCAAGGGCUGCCCCUUGUCAGACCGGAGACCUUCGGGAUAUGAUAAGCAUGUACCUACCGGGAGCUGAAGUCCCGGAACAAACAGCCCAAAGCAGACUUCACAUGUCUCAGCAUUACCAGACCGCACCGGUACCUGGUACAACCAUUAAUGGCACAUUGCCUUUAUCACAUUUGUAAAAUAUGUUUCUUCACAGAAACUGGACUAUUUUUGUACAGAACAUUUUUGCGGGACAAGGGAAAAGUUUAUGGAACUGAAGGAAAAACCUCAAACUUUCUUUUUCUUAAAGCAAGGUUUAAAUGAACGGAAGAAUUUUUUUCUUUCUUGUUUUCAAAGGGAUACCAUAUUUUGGAAAUGGAGAAAUCUCCACUUGUCAGUUGUUUUAUUAUCUAGUAACUUUUGUACAGUAUUUAUCGAAACACUUAUCAAUCAACAUGAUUGUGCAUUAUGAAAAUUGUCACAUUUUCCAAACAAUAUUUCUACAGAAGAGAUGCAAUGAAGUGGCAUUUAGUGAAAAUUAUAAAGAAUUUCUAACAAUGCACAGCGGAGAAAGGGAAAAGAGAUAUAAACCGAUUAAAGGUUUGUCCUUGAAGGUACAUAUAGUGUACUAAACUGUUUUUAGUUUUGUAAGAAAAGUAACGAAUAAUACAAAAGUAAACAUAAUGUUUAAUUUAUAUAUUCGUUUUCCCCUUUCCUCUGUUAAAAACGCGAAUUUUGUGUUUAUAUUUUGUUGUUUGUAAUAUUUCUGUAGAUAAAUUGUGACAUUUAGUUUUUAUUUUCAUUUCCGUAGUUGUAUUUUCAAAUUUGGCUCUAUUGCCAACACUCCAUGUACAUAAUAAUUAUUUGAACUAAUAACAUCCUUAUAAUAACAGUCACAAUUUCAGUUUUUUUUUUUUUUUUUACAAUAUACAGAGUUUGAAAUAAAUAAAUAUUUGAAAUGUGUACACAUGUAUGUAUAUUGUUUGAGUUUUGAUUGCUUUCGCCAUUCCAAUAGGCUACCUGUAUUAUUAUUAUUGCCAAGUCAUUGACAGUGGAUAUGCAUUAUUUGCUACUACCAUACAAUUGGUCCAUAUAACAUAUUCUAAAUUCUAAUAUGAAUAAAAAUAAUGCUUUUGUAAAAUGACUAGGAAUUUUAAA
Messenger RNA from Conger conger (European conger), 2187 nucleotides. Its product is annotated as transcription factor Sox-2-like. The transcript has a single exon. Gene Ontology annotation, molecular function: RNA polymerase II cis-regulatory region sequence-specific DNA binding; DNA-binding transcription factor activity, RNA polymerase II-specific. Gene Ontology annotation, biological process: regulation of DNA-templated transcription; anatomical structure morphogenesis; inner ear development. The coding region runs from base 291 to 1229 and encodes 312 amino acids. Lineage: Eukaryota; Metazoa; Chordata; Actinopteri; Anguilliformes; Congridae. The record is from RefSeq and is a predicted model, not a curated record.